This is a messenger RNA of Hydatigera taeniaeformis, 798 nucleotides long. The record is from the annotation of a GenBank genome assembly. NCBI's taxonomy places the organism in Eukaryota, Metazoa, Platyhelminthes, Cestoda, Cyclophyllidea, Taeniidae.
AUGACUGGGCGUCUCCUCUUUCGCAUCACACACCGUCAGACCACCUCCCUUCCUCCCUGUCUCCCCACCCUCCCACCUCCUUGUCUCCUCACCUUUUCACUAACAACUUCAUCCUCUCCCCUCUCCCACUGCCAACAUUGUGUGCCGUGUCGUGAUGUCAGUCUCCCCAGUCCACUCUACAAUGCAACACUGGUGACAACCUUGUCUCCUUUCCCCUACUCCUUACGCCCUCGCCCCUGCCCCUGCCCCUCCCACUCCAUAUUGUUGGUCGGUUUGGCUCUCGCCUUCCACGCCUCACUGUGGUCCACUGAACCACUAUGCGAGAAUGCUCUCUCCGCCACUCUGUUACUGGCGAGAGAGUGUGUGUGUGUGUGCGUGUGUGCGAGAGAGAGAGAGCGAUUUCUUACCGUCGAUGGAGGUGACUGCGAUUGUGUCACAGUCCACCAACACUAUCAGACCAUUUGGAAGCCUGCACAUAGAGACAUCCAUCUCGACGCACACAUACACACACGCGCACACCUUACCGUCUGCAUCCUUCUGCCACCGAGGUCGCGCAUUUUCUUCUUAUUUGUGCGCCACCACCAAACAGGUGAUGUUGUCGCCAUUGCGACCAGUUAUGAUGUCCUAAGACUGGUGCAGCCACCGCCAACACCACCACCACCACCACUUUCUUUCAUGUGCAAUCGGCAGCACCCAACUGCUCGUGACUACGUGUGUCUCGUGGUGCCCACCAAAGCAAUGACAACGGUGCUGCCUAUCCGUUGGCAUUGCAGCAACUGUUGUGUUUGCUGUGUGUAA